AUGCGUUUCUCUGUAGUAGCCGCCGGUUUCCUCGCCGCUGUUGCGAGCGCCCAAUCCGAAACCAACGCCGUCACCAGUGUUGAGUCUUCUGCGGCUGGCGCGACCGACGUUACGACUGCUACCUCCGUGGUCAACACGGCUGACGUUACGACUGCUACUUCCGUCGUCGACUCGGCCGACGUUACGAUUGGUACCUCCACCGCCGGCCAGUCAGUCACCACCGGCACUCAGCCCUCUGUCACCGUCAGCAUAGAUCCUGCCCAGAGCUCUGCGCAAUCCGCCAUCCUCAACUGCCUCAAUGCUUGUGAUGCCAGCGACGUUUCCUGCCAGGCUAAGUGCAUUGCUGUGCCCAACCCCAGCGACCAGAACGUCAACCAGACCACCGAGUGUGUAGCCCAAUGCCCCCAGGGCAAGGGCACCGAGGCCGAUAAUAAGGCCUACGCCGACUGCGUAAGCGGCUGCAUUGCCCAGUACUUCUACACUUCGACCAACGCCCCCGGCGCUACUACCUCCGCCACCGGUACUGGCAGCCACGGCACCACCAAGGCGACUCCAAGCGUCACCCAGGUUGAGUCCACCGUUACCUCGGGCGGCUCUACCUUCGUCACCUCGUUCUCCACCACCGUCGCUCCCUCCGAGACUGACUCUUCCUCCCCCAACUCUGCGUCCGCGGCUCCGUCUUCCACGUCUUCCGGUGCCGCCGACAUGCUCUUCACCCCUAUCAGCUCUGGCGUCGGGCUAUUCUCCUUCCUGGCUGCUUUCCUCGCCCUAUAA
Molecule: messenger RNA, 774 nt
Organism: Daldinia caldariorum
Lineage: Eukaryota; Fungi; Ascomycota; Sordariomycetes; Xylariales; Hypoxylaceae
Exons: 2
Coding region: 1-774 (257 amino acids)
Source: RefSeq, a predicted model, not a curated record